Molecule: messenger RNA, 1536 nt
Organism: Phoenix dactylifera (date palm)
Lineage: Eukaryota; Viridiplantae; Streptophyta; Magnoliopsida; Arecales; Arecaceae
Source: RefSeq, a predicted model, not a curated record
AUGUGGAAAGACACGAUAUAUGCAGCAUGGCCCAAGAAGGUUUCGCACAGUGGCUUUACACCAAUGAUGAUGUCUGUACUUGCUGACUCACUGCAAUGCAUGGAGGAACUGAUCAAGGCUUCAUGGGGUUUGACUGAUGAUAUAUCCAGCAAAUCUUCUUUAGACAAAUCUGAUUGGAGUGACCACAAAGAAAUUCAGCAAAUAAAGGAAUUCAUAAGAUCUGCUGUUCUUAAGAUCUUCAUUGAAAAAAAAUGGAGAAUUUCACACCUUUGGCCUGGCAGCAGCCUGCUUUCUAAUCAGGCAGGCUCUGAUGUGAAUGGUAAUAUUUCCGUUGGAGUAACUCCCAUAGGAUUGUCAGCUCGUGGUGGCUUGACUGAGAUUAUCGAAUGCUUACCGAAAGCUGGGGCUGAUGCAUAUAUACCUAAUAUACCCAAGAAGGCUUCGCACAAUGGCUUUACACCAUUGAUGAUGUCUGUUCUUGCUCACUCACUGCAAUGCAUGGAGGAACUGAUUGAGGCUUCAUGGGGUUUGACUGAUGAUAUAUCCAGCAAAUCUUCUUUAGACAAAUCUGAUUGGAGUGCCCACAAAGAAAUUCAGCAAAUAAAGGAAUUCAUAAGAUCUGCUGUUCUUAAGAUAUUCAUUGAAAAAAAAUGGAGAAUUUCACACCUUUGGCCUGGCAGCAGCCUGCUUUCUAAUCAGGCAGGCGCUGAUGUGAAUGGUAAUAUUUUCGUUGGAGUAACUCCCGUAGGAUUGUCAUCUCAUGGUGGCUUGACUGAGAUUAUCGAACGCUUACUGAAAGCUGGGGCUGAUGCAAAUAUACCUAAUAUAAAUUCUCAGAUUGGUUUAGCAGAAGCCCCAGAAAGCAAACAUGGUGAUGAACUUCAUAUUGACAACAAAGACGGGCUGAUGGAGCCAAUUGAAAUUGCUGCAGUAUUUGGUAAACGACAAGAUGUUGAAAUCCUUUUUCCUUCAACAUCCUCCAUUUCAAGUGUGCCAGACUGGAGCAUUGAUGGAAUUAUUACUGAUCUAAAAUUGAAAGUUCCCAAACAACUGCCCAAGAAGGUUUCGCACAAUGGCUUUACACCAAUGAUGAUGUCUGUACUUGCUGACUCACUGCAAUGCAUGGAGGAACUGAUCAAGGCAGGCGCUGAUGUUAAUGGUAAUAUUUUCGUUGGAGUAACUCCCGUAGGAUUGUCAGCUCGUGGUGGCUUGACUGAGAUUAUCGAACGCUUACUGAAAGCUGGGGCUGAUGCAAAUAUACCUAAUAUAAAUUCUCAGAUUGGUUUAGCAGAAGCCCCAGAAAGCCAACAUGGUGAUGAACUUCAUAUUGACAACAAAGACGGGCUGAUGGAGCCAAUUGAAAUUGCUGCAGUAUUUGGUAAACGACAAGAUGUUGAAAUCCUUUUUCCUUCAACAUCCUCCAUUUCAAGUGUGCCAGACUGGAGCAUUGUUGGAAUUAUUACUGAUCUAAAAUUGAAAGUUCCCAAACAACUGACAAGGGACUACAAAGGAGCAAAAGUUCUAUUAUUUAAGUGA